AUGCUGUUCCCGAAUGCUAUGCACGUCCUCGGCUGGCUUGCAUUCAUCGCCUCCUUUUCGGAAAUCAUCUGUUCUCCGGUAGCACCUCAGCAACUCGAAGAGAGGCUCGCCUUCGAUUUGAAUGAGCUGCCUGGCGAUGUCGAACGAGCAGCGAGUCAAGAAAUAUUCCACACGAAUCCUCAUUCCUUUGCACCGGAAGCCCCAGUGUUUGGUAGCAGCUCUGGUGCCUUUCAACAGUACCGCGCUCGGCAAAUUUCUCGAUCAGGCACGCAAAAUUACAAGCGGCCACCCGCGGAGGCAUCGUCAAGCAGCUUUCCGGCGCUUGAGCGUUCUUCUACUCAUCUUCGAUCGACACAAGUCCUUCAGACCGUUGACGGAGAUAGGAAGCCCCGUUCCCCUUUCUAUGAUCUUGAUCUGAACUCAGCAGUGGCUGAUACUGUAGAAGGAGGCCGUGAUGCCACCAGGCCGGGCAAUGCUGUACGGGAGAUGGCUGUGCGAGAUCCGCGAGUUUUCUCAGGAGCCUUCUUCCGCUUAACUUUGAGUUCUGACCUCGACGUCACUCGCCUGAUCAACAGUCUCGAACACGGCGGGGCAGACGGCGAGGCAACAUCUGCUCGGCGCGAUUUCGUCCACGGAAAGAUCCCGAUGCCAGUCGAGAAGUUCUUUGCAACGUACUUCAGCGGACGGAAGUUUGCGAAACAAAUUCUACUUGGCCGCGGAGAUGGCGCCAGAAGCAUCUUUCUCUUUCCUUUCACGAUCACAAUGAAGAGGUACCAGCCAGUCGAUGGCCUACAAGAAUACGUGGCGGCCUGGGAGAUCGGACGGAUCGAUCGAGCCGGAUCCUUCGACAUGCAUUUCUACGGCUUUUACCCCUUCUCUCGAACCGCUUUCAAGAAUCUCGAACAUCGUCCGCAGUCAACGCACGAAAGCUAUUUCUUCUUUGCUCCAAGUCCAACGGCAACGGGGCAGCCGUUGACAAUCGUCAUUUCUAGAGUUGGAGGUGAGGUCGGUCUCGACACUAUCAAUGGCAUCGCUGUGGGGCAUGAAGGAACUCCAGACAUUCUUGCUCUUGUCGACUCAAGCCGACUACAACGCGCGCUUGCGAGUAGCACCCACAUUCCGGGUAGAUACCUGGCCAUGGCGCAGGAAUACCCUCUCGGAGAGCUUGGUCCUCUGAAGCGAUGGAUAGAGUCAUCUGACUUGCCUCAAAAAGCUUUCGUGCAGCGCAGACUCGUACCACCGCAGAUCGAUGAACUGCCCUUCGUGACCGAGCUUCGAUUCCGCAAAGAGCAGGAGGUGAAGAUCAUCACAAACACUGAUGGCGAGACGUACAUGCUGGAUUUUGCCGCAGGUCGUCGGUUUCCAGGAAUGAUGACGAUGUGGAAGUUUGGUCCAGUGCUCGACGAAGAUAGGAAAAGGAGGCUUCUUAUUCUCAAAGCUUAUUUCGCUACCGAUCGAGCUUCUUACAAUCAGCUGAGACCAGACACAGUGCCGGGUCUCCGAGUCACGCGGUUCCAAUAUGACAUGGACAGGAUUCCGUAG
This is a messenger RNA of Pseudozyma hubeiensis SY62, 1542 nucleotides long. RefSeq lists its product as hypothetical. The record is from RefSeq and is a predicted model, not a curated record. The coding region runs from base 1 to 1542 and encodes 513 amino acids. The transcript has a single exon. NCBI's taxonomy places the organism in Eukaryota, Fungi, Basidiomycota, Ustilaginomycetes, Ustilaginales, Ustilaginaceae.